UUCUUUCCCUUUGUGAUGAACCUAAACUGAGGUCUAUUGUUACAUUUGUUUCUGAGUUAUGAAUAAUUGUAAAAAAGUUUAAAUGUCCAUAGGACGGAAUUUUCAGGAGUGAGAAUUUGGCGGCCCGAGGCGAAGCCGCGGACUUGAAAUUAACUUUCGAGUUUUCAAGUGUUAUUUUUUCAUUUUUUUAAAUGUCUCUGAGUUCUAGGGGUUCAUUCAGAAUUCUCGAUAAAGUGUUAGGAUAUUCUAAUGGGAAAAUCAUGCGAAUCUGAAUUUUUGACGUGAAUACGUUCAUGUUUUUUUUCAUUAUGGAGGGAAUUAGGGAAAAGUCCUUAUAGUUCCUUAUCGGCAGUUGCGCCAUCUAUCCGAAUUGUUGGACAUUCUAGAAUGUGAUAGCUAAUUAAAAAACCUAGAAUUGAUUUAAUUUUUUUUCUGGAAUCCCUUCAAUCAAAAUAACACAUUGUUCCCUUAUUUAUUUAUUGAUUCGCAUAAAAAUUCUCGCAAUUCACUUUGUUGAUGAUAAUUCAGGGAUUUAUUUUACUGACAGAGUAAAUUGUGUUGAUAAGAAAAUGACCUUCGACAGUAAAAAAUUCAUCGCGGAAGCAAUUGUGAAUCGUGUGUGUCACAGUGUACAGUGACGUUGUUGCCAGUUAUUAUUCCCUCUUGAAUUCGUUGGAGCUCUCCCAAAGGUCCAAUUGUUUUCGAGGAUUUAGGCACAUAUCAAUAACAAUGGAUCCAGAAGUACUGACGACAUUGAAACUCCUCAUGAUUGGAGAAUCCAAUGUGGGGAAGUCCAGUAUUUUGUUGAGAUUUACUGAGGAUGAGUUUUACGAGAAUAUGCAGAGCACUGUGGGAAUGGACUACAAAACUAAACAAAUAUCACUUGAUGGAGAUACAGUGAAAUUAGCUAUUUGGGAUACAGCAGGCCAAGAACGUUUCCGAACACUGACCCCGAGCUACUACCGCGAUGGCCAAGGUGCUAUAUUGGUCUACGAUGUAACAGACAGAAACACAUUUAUAAAGCUAGAAACGUGGCUAGAGGAGUUGAACACAUACUGCAAUAAAAUUGAUAUAGUUAAAAUGGUAGUUGGAAAUAAAAUUGACCUGCCAAACAGAGAAGUCUCGAUAGAGGAGGGUCUGACGUUUGCCAGGAGACAUCAGACGUUGUACAUCGAGAGCAGUGCGAAAACUGAUGAUGGAGUCAAGUGUUGCUUUGAGGAGCUUGUACAAAAGAUAAUUCAAACCCCUGGAUUAUGGGAGCACACUCGUUCGAGAACAAUGCACAGCCCUGGGGGCAAUGGACCAAGACAGCGCCCCGGAAAACGAGGUCUUCAGUUAACAGACGACUACGUGCCCCAAGACCCAGCGUCAAACUGCUACUGCAGUCUCCUGUAAUCCAAAAUGAUCCAAAACCCUCACGCAAUUGAUUUCUACAUAAAUGCUACUAUUUAUUUCGUAUAUUGUACAUAAGUUACUGGAAUUGAUACAAAAUUAGCAUUUUCGCCGCACUUUUUUCAUAAUAAAAGUUGAAACAGA
This is a messenger RNA of Diachasma alloeum, 1536 nucleotides long. It is a transcript of the gene Rab18, whose product is annotated as ras-related protein Rab-18-B. Gene Ontology annotation, molecular function: GTPase activity; GTP binding. The record is from RefSeq and is a predicted model, not a curated record. The coding region runs from base 730 to 1395 and encodes 221 amino acids. The transcript has 5 exons. Lineage: Eukaryota; Metazoa; Arthropoda; Insecta; Hymenoptera; Braconidae.